AUGUCCCCCCAGAGAUCUGUCCAACGAGUGUGCAUAAGUAGUUUGAUAUACAAGCAUGUUUAUCUUUCUCCGUUUGAUAUCUAUCUAUCUAUCUAUCUAUCUAUCUAUCUAUCUCAGCAUCAUGUUUAUGUAUGUAUCUAUCUUUCUCCGCCUGAUAUCUAUCUAUCUAUCUAUCUAUCUCAGCAUGUUUAUCCAACUUUCUCCGUUUCAUAUCUAUCUAUCUAUCUAUCUCCGCCUGAUUUCUAUCUAUCUCAGCCUCUUUAUCUAUCUCCGCCUGAUAUCUAUUUAUCUAUCUAUCUCAGCCUCUUUAUCUAUCUAUCUAUCUAUCUAUCUCCGCCUGAUAUCUAUUUAUCUAUCUAUCUCAGCCUCUUUAUAUUUCUAUCUAUCUAUCUAUCUAUCUAUCUCCGCCUGAUAUCUAUUUAUCUAUCUAUCUCAGCCUAUCUAUCUAUCUAUCUAUCUAUCUAUCUAUCUAUCUCAGCCUGUUUCUCUAUCUAUCCAGGUCCGAUUCUAUCUAUCUAUCUAUCUAUCUAUCUAUCUAUCUCAAACUUUUCAUUGUCUGUGUCUGUUCAUAAAUCGAUCUAUCUAUCUUUUCAUAUAACUCUUCUGUUCAUAUCUAUCUAUCUAUCUAUCUAUCUAUCUAUCUAUCUAUCUAUCUAUCUAUCUCAUUCCACUUCAUAUCUAUCUAUCUAUCUAUCUAUCUAUCUAUCUCAGUCUACCUCAUUAUCUAUCUAUCUCAUUUCACCUCAUAUCUAUCUAUCUAUUUGGGCACCUCGGCGUGGUCUACGAUUAGAAAAUAACUAUCUAUCUAUCUAUCUCAGUCCACUUCAUAUCUAUUUAUCUAUCUAUCUAUCUCAGUCUACCUCAUUAUCUAUCUAUCUAUCUCAGCCCACUUCAUAUCUAUCUAUCUCAGUCCACUUCAUAUAUAUAUAUUUAUCUAUCCAUCUAUCUAUCUAUCUAUCUAUCUCAGUCCAAUUCAUAUAUAUAUAUUUAUCUAUCUAUCUAUCUAUCUAUCUCAGUCCACUUCAUAUCUAUCUAUCUAUCUCAGUCCACUUCAUAUCUAUCUAUCUUCGAAUAUACAUAUAA
This is a messenger RNA of Acanthosepion pharaonis, 1083 nucleotides long. Lineage: Eukaryota; Metazoa; Mollusca; Cephalopoda; Sepiida; Sepiidae. The record is from the annotation of a GenBank genome assembly.